UGGUCGCACGCAAAUGACGUUCCGUGACGUCAACGGGUACCAAGGCAGCUGGCUGUGAGGCCUAGUUUUUGUGGUUUCGGAGAUUUUGAAGAGCACCGGUGUUACAGUGACUGGUGUUUGGAAAGCAAGCGCGAGUUUCCGUGAUAGAAGGGCUGGUGCAACAAGACAGGAUGGUGCCACACAAAGCAAGCAUCCCUGAAAACAUAGAUAAGAUUGACAUGUCCCUGGAUGAUAUAAUUAGACUUAACAAGCAAGAGCAAAAGAAAACUUUGUUUAAUGGAAGAUCACCAGAAAAUUUUUCACGUCAAUUUCGAAGCAACUGGCGCAGGUGGAGAACGCAACGACAGUCAGACUGGUAUUACACUAAACGAACGCUUCAAAAUCUUGAAAGAGCAGAGGUUGUCCCAAUCUCUCAGCAAAGGCAGCAGGUUUGUGACGGUGGGAUGAGAUCUCUGCCCUGCUAACAGAUGUUUGUGUUUGUUCCCUUUUUGUUUUUCACUUUGACUUUUACAAAUUGCAGAGACCAAAGCCUAAUGUCUCGUGCACAGAAGCUUCAGAACUUCGAAACCUCCUCUUCUUUAAAAUAGUGAAAAACUUUUUUGUAUUGUUUUUACUGUGAAAUAUACAUAAAGGAACACAAUCCUGGGAACGCAAGAUACAAAAUGGAGUUAUCAAACCAGGCACCGUUCUGUACAAAGCCAAGAUACCUUUAUAUAAUUACAAAGUUCAUGGUUACUAUAUUUUUAUUUUGUUGGACAUAUUCUUCAUAUUAAAAAAUCGAUGAGUGAUAGGCUUUUUUUUUUUUUUGGUUCAUUCUUGUACAGUUUUAUUGUACAAUUUUAUUUAUGUAUUUCUUCCCUCCAACCAGCACAGAGCGCAAGAGAGUAUGUUUUGGAUAUGUGGACACGUCUUGCAGUCAAAUAAUUUUUGAUUCAACAGCUUCAGUUUUUGCUCAUCAGUUUUUUGUUUAGCCAUUGACCAACUGCUAUAGCCUACACUGUUCCUUUAGUGCAGAGCAUUAAUAGCUCAGAUUACAGCCAGUUUUAACAUUUAUUUGAUUUGUGUAAAGAAGUCCUUAUAUUUUUUAUCAUCAUACAGUUCUAGUGGUGAGAAUUUGAGUGGCUCAGUUCUGUUUAAAAAAAAAAUUGAUUUGUAAAACGUAUGAGUGCUUCUUUUUGUGCAAAAUAUCAGGAACAUGUUGUACAUGCAACCCUGUGCGCCAAACGUCUGCAUUAUAAAGCAGCUGUGAACUUUAAAAAAAAAAAAAAAACUGCCAUGGAGAUAAAAAGUCCAGUUUCCAUCUGUUUGACCAAAUGUGGUGCAGGUUCAUUCCUGUCUCUAUCUCUCUGGAAAGGGAGCACAGAAUAAACAAUGUCUCGCUGAGCGAUCCUUUUUGCUAGAGUUCUGUUUAUUGUACAUCUUACCUCUCUAUUUCAUAAUAAACUGUUCUGCACUCUU
This is a messenger RNA of Bombina bombina (fire-bellied toad), 1458 nucleotides long. RefSeq names its product forty-two-three domain containing 1 (gene FYTTD1). The record is from RefSeq and is a predicted model, not a curated record. NCBI's taxonomy places the organism in Eukaryota, Metazoa, Chordata, Amphibia, Anura, Bombinatoridae. Gene Ontology annotation, molecular function: mRNA binding. Gene Ontology annotation, biological process: mRNA export from nucleus.